This is a messenger RNA of Trichogramma pretiosum, 5341 nucleotides long. RefSeq lists its product as uncharacterized. Bases 782 to 2863 code for a protein of 693 amino acids. The record is from RefSeq and is a predicted model, not a curated record. Gene Ontology annotation, biological process: protein peptidyl-prolyl isomerization. Gene Ontology annotation, molecular function: zinc ion binding; peptidyl-prolyl cis-trans isomerase activity. Lineage: Eukaryota; Metazoa; Arthropoda; Insecta; Hymenoptera; Trichogrammatidae. The transcript is spliced from 3 exons.
GCCGCAAAACUCGAUCAGUGUCGGUGCGGUGGUAGCGGCGAUUUCAUCGUCAUCGCGCAUUUUCGCGUAUAUCGGACGAGCAACGUCGACUCGUCGAGACUCUGCGAAUACGUAUCGCGCGCAUCGCUGUGUGCAUGUGAGAGGUGUUGUUUUUAUCGUGCGACACAUACGCGACACUCGGUGCAUCGUGUGGCCUGUGCUCUGUGCAAUGUGUUUACACAUGAAUGGAUUGGCAGCAACGGCGACGAUCGUCGAAAGAGGCCCGGGAAGCGCGUAAAGACGGUGCGUUGCGGUGGUGUCUUAUGCCCCUAGUGCAUAGUGAACAGUGAGGCAGCAGCAGCAUCGUGUGCAUGUAUAAGCAGAGUAGCAGCAACGACUAGCGUGGAUUGCCGCGCGCGGGCCGCAACGCUAUCUCCGUCUCGUUCUCUCUCUCUCUCUCUCUCUCUCUCUUUCUUUCGCUCUUUAGGCUGCACACGCUGCUCUGCCUGCUCGUAUGCACGUACACAUAUGCAUAUGCGGAUACUCAUAGGUGCAGAUGAGAGAUUUUAAUACAGCUGCCACCACAUCGACGAGACACAACAAGGAUAUGAUAUGACACAGAGCUCCGGAACAGCAGCAGCGUCAAUUUUAUCAGCAUCAUCGUCAUCAUCGACCAAUGCCUAGCGUAUAAAAAAAGUACAAUAAAAUAACGAGCACGUAGGAAAAACUGCCAAGCUGCGCGGGCUGCGGCAAAAUCGAUAAUUCUUAGCAUAUUUUGGAGAUCAUCGUACAAAAUACAAAAAUGCCUUCGCUAGCGACGGGGAUGGACCCACAGGACGUUCAGUCGAUCGAAGAACUUACGAUAUGCAGUGUCUGCAAGAUGCAGUACAACGACACCGAUCUCUUACCCAAGUACCUGAGCUGCAAGCAUCACUUUUGCUUGAAGUGCAUCGAGAAGAACCUUCUGAAAGGUACCGAACUCUUCUGCUGCGUCUGCUGGAAGCGCUCUGACAUCGGAGAUCAGGGUCUUAACGAUUUGCCGACGGUGCUCCCGAUAGUUGCACUAACUAAAAGUCUGGCGACUAUCAAGAGCGCGUCGACGAAUCACAUCAAUGCGAACCCGAUCAACGCGAACGCCAUCAACUCGAAUGCUAUCAAUGCGAACCCGAAGACCAAUGAUAAAGAACGAAAGAGCGAAAAUUGCCACGUCCACGGCAUGCCCUACACCGGGUGGUGUGUCCCGUGCGGCGCGUUGCUAUGCCGUGCCUGCGGACAGGAACACCCGACUAAUCACCCGAUCAGCACCCUUAGCGAAGCCAAAGAAAAACUCAUCACCGGCGUACAGAUGGAGUUGGCAGCUCUGAGCAAACUCUCGAAUGAUGUCCAAACAUUUGCCUUGCGACAGCGUGAAUUUCUUCUCAAGGUUCUUGAAGCUUGCAUGACUCUUAAGACCCAUGUGGAGACAGACCUGCAGAACGGAUGGCAACAUUUUCCGGAAAUCUUCGAGAUACGCGAAGCUCUCGGCCGGGCCAAGGCUUCGCUGCAACUGUCGAGCGAGCUGCCCGAUUUCCACGCUUUGCAUACCGACUUGCUUUUCGAAAAGCAGCGACUGCAAAACAAAUGCCAGGAGAUGACUCUGCAGUGCCAGUUGGACGAUUUGAUUGGCCAUUCGAGCAUUGUCUUUGAUUUUCCUUUACUAAAGCAGGCGGUUGAAGGCAUUCACGGAGGCGAACCGCUGCCGAUGUUCUUCGGUCAACCCAGUAACGGUGCUCGUGUACCUCACGUAGCGACCACGAAUCCAAUUCUAUUCCUCGCCAACUACUCCUUGUCGCAGCUGUACUCGAGGCACGUUGCCAGCAAACAGCAGCAGCAACAACAACAACAGCAGCAGCAGCAACAGCAGCAACAACAGCAGCAACAACAGCAGCAGCAACAUAUGCAGCAGCAGCAGCAGAACGGUAUCGCUCCGGAGUAUCACCACGCUAUCGGUCAGCCAGCGGCUCGCUCGCUGCCCGAUUCGACGCCACCCACCAUGGCUAAUCAAGUGGCAGCGCAGGCUCAGCCGAUCCAGCCGCCUCAAACAGUUAUCACACCGGUUCAGCCGCCUAGACAAGUGCACGCUGUUACGGGUGUACAACAACAAGUACAAGCGAUCCAACAACAGCAAAUGCAGCAGCAGCGUCUCGUUCCGUCGCCUGGCUCACCAUCGCUUGGCCACAAGCCUGUGAAUUCUGCUGUUGGCUCGCCUCCGCUGAUGGUCCAAAACAAUGUCAAUACUACCAAUUAUCUUGUGAACGCUACUGAACAGUCAGGACAAAUGGUUCCUGUGAGGCAGCAGGCAGUAUCACCGGCCAACAUCAUUUCUAACCCUGGAAAUGGUUUUCCACUUUAUUAUUUCAACAUCGAAGUCAACGGAGUUGCCAGUGGACGCAUUGUCAUUGAAAUUCGUCCCGACGUCGCGCCGAAAAUGUCCAAGAACUUCAGCGUGCUCUCAAGUAGUGAAAUGUCCGGAUUCACUUAUCGUGGUUGCUCGAUUUUCCAGUGUUGGGAAAAUGAGAGCAUUAUCACAGGUGAUUUCGAGAUGAACAAUGGACGUGGAGGUAGAAGUAUCUUCGAGGAUGGAUUUUUCAUGCCCGAUGACACCAAGUUUCCAGCCAUCAGAGGUGCUGUUGGUAUGCGUCGCACGCAAAAGCGUCAUGAUAAUUUAGGUAUGGUUGGAUCGCAAUUUCGAAUAAUUUUGCAAGAGAUGCGCGGUUUCACCGGCAUCUUUGGUCACGUCGUUGAGGGCCUGGAUCUGGUUGAGUCUCUUUCGACCUUUGGCGAUCAGACUGGUAAACCGACCAAGUCCAUUGUGAUCGCCAAGUGCGGAAAACUAUUGCCAUAGCGCGGGUUCGCUUCAUUACUUAAUCCUCCACGAAACUUUGUCUUUUGUUUUUCAAAUUUUUAUCUCUAUUUAACAUUGUCCAUUACAAUACUUUUCUUAAGCUUCGAUUUUCGUAUGCUAUUAUGGUCAACAAUAUUAUUAUUAUUAAAUAACUGUGAUUAUUUCACCGAUCAUUUAACCAAUGAUUUACAACACUGCUCAAGUUUCGUGCGAGGAUUGAAUGUUCUAUCCUGAAUACGAUAUCACCAGGAACGUCCAAAAUCUUUUUUAUUUCUCUAUAUACGUAUUUUGUGAGGAAUCGUACACCCGGGUCCAUAUUAUCGAGCGCGUGUUUGGAUUCCAGGUUUUUGUAAAACGAAUAUCCAUUUUUUUUAAGAUUACGUGAAACAUAAAUGAAAUCAAUGAUGAAAAAUCUAUUUGAAAAAAUUCUGAUCAUGGGGGCUCAAGAAAAUGUACCUCUGUACAAACGAUAAAAUCAUGCUUUACGAAAAUUAUAGCUACAUUACGAAAAAAGUUUAAAGCAGAACCGAAUGAAAGAUUUUCUAAGCCGUGAAUAUUGUUUAUAUAGUUAAAAACAAACGAUAAAUCGACAGAAGAUAAUAUUUUCCUAAAAAUGUAGUUAAUAAACAAGCUGCUAUAUAUCGAAAAUAUUUAUAUAUAUGUUCUGCAAUGUCCAAUGCAUAUUGUUUACAAACUGCAAACGCGCAUACGUACGUAUAUGAUAUAAAGAAAAUAAUGUAUUUGUAUAAAUUUAAGAUGUAACUCCGAAAAGUUACAAUAUGAAAUAUUUAACGGAUCGUUAUAAAAACGUUGAAUAAUGAUUCAAAAAGCUUUAAUAAAGCACUUCGUAACUGACACGAUAAAUUGUUUUACACUAAAAAACAAAAAUGACAUUAUAAUGAUGCGCCCGUUGACUACAUCAUUGUAAUGUUGUAACGAAGAAAAUCAUCGACAAGAUUUCAUGCUGUAAGAAUUGUUUUAACUCGUGACAAAAAUAUAAAUUAUGAAAAUUAAAAAAUUCUCGAUAUAAUCUGAUUAAAAAUGAAUAUACUUUUCAUGGUUUUGUAUACUAUCAAAAAUUAAGCUUUGAAAAACUUUCGAUAAAAUGAUCAUUAGGUAAAUUGUAGUAAAUAAAAAACUACAAAAAUCAAGCACUUGAAUGCACAUAUGCUUAAAAAUAAACGCAUCAUGAAACUGAAUCACGAAAUAAGAUCAAAACGAAUAAAUGUGACAUAAAGUUAUUUUUCUAGAUAUAUCUGUACAUAUAAAACCAAGUUAGCGAAGCAUUUUUUAAAGUAUCUGGGCUAAAAAGUCAAUAGUUUGCAUUAUAUGUUGUAUCUUGCUAUGAACUGAAAGUUUUUUAUCAAGUGCCAUUAUAAUAUAACACUUUUUUUAAUAGCUGUCAACAUAAAGCUAAAUAAUAUUUACUACAAAUUACCUAUGACCUGAAAGUAAGGAAAGCAUUUAAAUUAACUAAAAUGAAUUUAUUUCAAGAAACUUAAUCAAUUGAAUUACUUGUACUAUGAUUAAAGUUGAAAACGCUCAAAAUUACGAAGGAAAAAAACACACACUUAUACACACAAAUUAACAUAGUAUGUAUUGCGCAUAGAUGUAUGUAUGUAUACGUAUACAUUUACUGGUAUAUAUACGUAUGUAUAAAUUUAAUUUAUAUAUGUAUAUGUAUAUUUUUAGACAAAACUUGUAUUGUUUUUCUGGCCACGGAAUGCAAUCAUUGAUAUACAUGUGGCUCAGCGCAAAGAGUCCAAAAACGAUAAUAGUUGAUAGACGAAAAAAAAUAACGACGAAACAAACUUGUAAUAUAUCCUUCCAGAGACAAAACGCGGAUUGAGAGAUUCAUUACUGAGGGAGAUAUAUAACGUAACUGUAAAAAAAAUGUAAGAAUUGUGAUCACUACGCAGCGAAAUAAUGCGUGAAUUAAGUUAGCCGGUUUAAACGAUUAAACGAAAAUGAUAAACUUAUCCCUCUGCGCAGAAUGUCUCUCUAUUUAGUUUUGCUCUCCAACUUUCGAACGCCUUUUACGAUAAAAAUAAGUCACGUAUUUGUAAAUGAAACGAAAUAAAAUAGUUAUGUAAACACUCGCGAAACAAACUGUUGGAAAAAAAGUUUGGUACCGAUCUCAUCAUGUAGUGAAGUUAUAGAGCGAAAUAAAAAAUAAUGAAAAAAUUGUUAUGUGCAAAAAUGGGCCUAAAACGGUACAGCAAAAUAUUUGUUUGUAAGAAAAAGAAGUAUAUUGUACAAAUGCAAAAAGCAGCAUUUUUUCCUUGCAUCGAGAAAAAUCUAAUGCAGUGUACGAGUUGACACAUAUAUUUAUAUUGUAAUAUUUAUGUACGUACAAGGCCGAUAUAGAUGAUAAAUAAUAUGCGAUAAAACAAAAAAAAUUGUAUUGUUGAAUGUAUUUUCGAAGUGUGCAUGUUUUUAAUUAUGGUGUAUUAAUAAAAACGGUUUAAGUAACAAAAA